AUGUAUGACGACUCCUACGUGCCCGGGUUUGAGGACUCGGAGGCGGGUUCAGCCGACUCCUAUACCAGCCGCCCAUCUCUGGACUCAGACGUCUCCCUGGAGGAGGACCGGGAGAGUGCCCGGAGGGAAGUGGAGAGCCAGGCUCAGCAGCAGCUUGAAAGAGCCAAGCACAAACCUGUGGCAUUUGCUGUGAGGACCAAUGUCAGCUACUGUGGCGUACUGGACGAGGAGUGCCCAGUCCAAGGCUCUGGAGUCAACUUUGAGGCCAAAGAUUUUCUGCACAUUAAAGAGAAGUACAGCAAUGACUGGUGGAUCGGGAGGCUAGUGAAAGAGGGUGGGGACAUUGCCUUCAUCCCCAGCCCCCAGCGCCUGGAGAGCAUCCGGCUCAAGCAGGAGCAGAAGGCCAGGAGAUCUGGGAACCCCUCCAGCCUGAGUGACAUUGGCAACCGACGCUCGCCUCCACCAUCUCUAGCCAAGCAGAAGCAAAAGCAGACAGAACAUGUUCCCCCAUAUGAUGUGGUGCCCUCCAUGCGGCCUGUGGUGUUGGUGGGACCCUCUCUGAAAGGUUAUGAGGUCACAGACAUGAUGCAGAAGGCUCUGUUCGACUUCCUCAAACACAGGUUUGAUGGCAGGAUCUCCAUCACCCGAGUCACAGCUGACCUCUCACUGGCAAAGCGAUCUGUGCUCAACAAUCCUGGCAAGAGGACCAUCAUUGAGCGUUCCUCCGCCCGCUCCAGCAUUGCGGAAGUACAGAGUGAGAUCGAGCGCAUAUUCGAGCUGGCGAAAUCUUUGCAGCUGGUAGUGCUGGAUGCCGACACCAUCAACCACCCGGCACAGCUGGCCAAGACCUCCUUGGCCCCCAUCAUCGUUUUUGUCAAAGUAUCCUCACCAAAGGUCCUCCAACGUCUCAUCCGCUCCCGGGGGAAGUCACAGAUGAAGCACCUGACUGUACAGAUGAUGGCGUAUGACAAGCUGGUUCAGUGCCCACCGGAGUCGUUUGAUGUGAUUCUGGAUGAGAACCAGCUGGAGGAUGCGUGUGAGCACCUGGCUGAGUACCUCGAGGUUUACUGGAGAGCCACCCACCACCCAGCCCCCGGCCCUGGACUUUUGGGCCCUCCCAGUGCCAUCCCCGGACUUCAGAACCAGCAGCUGCUGGGGGAGCGCGGCGAGGAGCACUCGCCGCUGGAGCGGGACAGCUUGAUGCCCUCAGACGAGGCCAGCGAGAGCUCCCGCCAAGCCUGGACGGGGUCUUCGCAGCGUAGCUCCCGCCACCUGGAGGAGGACUAUGCAGACGCCUACCAGGACCUGUACCAGCCUCACCGCCAACACACCUCGGGGCUGCCUAGUGCUAACGGGCACGACCCACAAGACCGGCUCCUAGCCCAGGACUCGGAGCACAACCACAAUGACCGGAACUGGCAGCGCAACCGACCCUGGCCCAAGGACAGCUACUGACAGCCACCCGCCGCCCUGCCUUGGCAGGCACAGGCACAGCUGGCUGGGGCGCCCGCUCCAGGCAGGUUGGAGUUAGACUGGCGUUCGGCUGGCACUAGGCUCAGCCCCCACAACCCUCUGCCCAGCCCCAGCUCCAGGGCUGCCUGUGGUCCCGAGGUUCUGGGAGAAGCAGGGAGCCCCCUUACCUCCCGGGCACAGUGACCCCCAUAGGCUCCCAUUCCAGGUACUAGCUGUGUGUGCUGCACCCCUGGCGCCUUCCUCUCCUGCACAAGAAGCUGCCCCACCGGCAGUGCCCUCAGGCCAGGAUCCCCUCAGCAGGGGCCUUCCCACCAGACUCAGGGAAGGGAUGCCCCCUCAGAGUGACAAGAGGGUGGGUGUGGGCAGCAUGGUGUGAGGAAGAAAUGAGGCCCUUGCACAGGCACAAGUCCUAACAGGCAAGCCACUCAGGGGUUGUGCUUUGGGGUCUGAGGUCCUCCACUCACCUCACUGCCACACGUUAGAAGUGAGACAAUCAAAGCCCAACAGGGUGGCACUCCCGUCCAUCAGCUGGCGUGGGGCAUCUACACACAAGGCUGGAACAGCAGGCAGGCUAGGCCGGGGUCAGAGGCCUCACAGCUGAGGCUCCUGAAGGAAAGGGUUCUCCUCGCCUGUCGGGAAAGCUUCUCAACAUGUGACAGGACCAGAGACCGUAACAUGGUCAACCCGAAUGGCAGACAGGAGCCAACCUGGACUGGGGGGUUGGGAAGGGAGAGUGUGUAUAGCAGAGGACAUAUGAAACAGCUACAGGGGCCGCCUUGCCCCCCUCAUUUUUUGCUCUUGCAUCCUGUCAUUUCUGUUCUUGGCCCUCAUGCCUCCCGGGGAACAGGGCCCCGACUUUAUUCGCUGAUUCAUAGCUGCUGCUUGUUAAGUUAGGGUUAGGUGGGGAGAGAUAGGACACAGCGGACAGCCCCCAGCGGCCCUGUCUACCUGACUACCCUUGCCUUAUGGCUCUAGCGUGUGACCUACAGAGCAUGUUCCACAAGACCCCCACCUCACUGUCAUCUCUAAUAAACACCAUGCACAGUC
Messenger RNA from Suricata suricatta (meerkat), 2520 nucleotides. It is a transcript of the gene CACNB3, whose product is annotated as calcium voltage-gated channel auxiliary subunit beta 3. The record is from RefSeq and is a predicted model, not a curated record. Bases 1 to 1455 code for a protein of 484 amino acids. Gene Ontology annotation, molecular function: protein binding; high voltage-gated calcium channel activity. NCBI's taxonomy places the organism in Eukaryota, Metazoa, Chordata, Mammalia, Carnivora, Herpestidae. The transcript has 13 exons. Gene Ontology annotation, cellular component: voltage-gated calcium channel complex. Gene Ontology annotation, biological process: chemical synaptic transmission; neuromuscular junction development; regulation of voltage-gated calcium channel activity.